CUAUGAGUUCUCUCUAAACCGUCAUCCGCCAUCUGCCGCAGUCAGUUAGCAGCUAGCGGAGCUCCAGCGGGAACGGAAAAUGGAGGACUGACCGAAGAGAGGGCAUUUCAUCGGUCGUUCCUGCUUGUAGAUCCUUUAACCUAGACCGAUGAUUUCUGGUGCAAGGCCUUUGUUUUGUUUGAAGAACAACUCAUCACUGCUGAACCGCAGACAUUCUGUUUGAAAGUAGUGAUUGACUCCAUCAUCUAUGGAGGAGAAUGCGAGCUCUCUAGCUCCUGAGCCAGAGCAGAGCCAGGAACCUAUGGAUACCUGCUCUCAAGGUUUUGGAGAAGGGACUAGAGAGCAGAAAGAACAGUUUCAAACCGAAAGCGAGAAUGUGGCCAAAGAGACACUAGAAGAGCCAGAUAAAUCUUCCAAGGCCAACAGUGAAGUAAAGAAGACCUGGAGUUUCCGACGGUCCACUGUUGCAAAGAGAGACAUGCCAGUGGAGGCAGCAACCGACAGCCAUGAUACCCGCUACCCUGUACGUCGCAGUGGCAGGCAGCCUAAGCGCACUAACAAACUAGAGGAAUUCCUCUCGACUGCCAAAAGAGUGACAAGAAGGAGCGCCCCUCCUAGUCUGGAAAGCGGAGAUCCUCCUUCCCAAACCCCAACUGAUGCAGAGACCGCCUCAGAGGCCAGCUUUGAUGGUAACGCUGACGCAAAGACUGUAGAGGACAAGGUAGAGUCCCCAGAGAGGAGGACGAGAAGCGUCACAAAGAACCAGAUCCAAAAGAAAAAACGUGGCAGACCACGUAAAGUGAUAGUCAAAGAUGAGGAAAGCUCUGAGAAUGAGGAAGACAGCAGAGACUCUGCCAAGAAGGACCAGUUACCGGAUAAAGAUGAGGAGAAUAAAGAUGAAAAGGGUAAUCCCAGUCCUGAAGACGUAGGGAGCACUACUGCAGUACAGCCUCAGCCAGAGCAGGACUCUGAGAAGAAAGAGGUUGUUGAGGAGCAGAACGAACACGAAGAUGAAAAUGACAAAUCGGAAACAGAGGAGAGCGAUGAUGAGACGGACGAGGAAAGCACAGACAAGCCUGCGGCAGUGUUGGUCAAACGUGGACCAAUAAGAACAUACAUCAAUAAAAAGAGGGCAGCCAAUAAGAACGCCACCCCCGUUAAAGGUCCUGCUGCUGCCAACAAGAUCGCCACUUCUGUCAAGACCAAGCUGAGAACUACACAAGCUUCUGGAAUGACAAACAAGCCCCGGACACAAGAGGACAAUGAUGACGAGAAUGACUCUUCAACGUCUUCGUCUUCAUCUUCCACGUCAUCAUCGUCCAUUGAUUCUGAUGAAGGAGGGUAUGACCCCAAUGCACUUUACUGCAUCUGUCGCCAGAAACACAACAAAAGUGUGCUCACUAGGUUCAUGAUCUGCUGUGACCGCUGCGAGGAGUGGUUCCAUGGUGACUGUGUUGGGAUCACUGAGGCCCGCGGGCGUCUGAUGGAGAGAAAUGGGGAAGACUACAUCUGCCCCAAUUGCACCGCUAAGAAAAACCAGGUGGUGAGGCCCGCCACGUCUAACCUCUCUACGAGUAUAGAUCUCGGAAAGCCCAAAGCUCUGACUUCUACUCUCGUUGCUUCUGCUGUUCCCUCUGGCGAGAAAACUAUCAUCGGUGGGUUAGACGUCAGUCUGUUGGCGGUUCAGGCUGUGGCGCUACCUCUGUCCUCCACUCCUGGAACGUUAAUAGAGGACCAGGGCAUCAAAGGCAGGAUAGAGAAAGCUACUAAUCCAACGGGGAAAAAGAAGAUAAAGAUCUUUCAGCCGCAGGCCUUACAGCAGUCAGCCCAAGCAAAAGCAGCCCAGAAACUGGCCCCGACCACGGAGAAGAAGGUGGCACCCACAGCAGAGCAGAAAGCGCUACCAGUCGCAGCGCAGAAAGUGGCGUCAAACGUGGAGGUGAAAACAACACCAACGGCGGAGGUGCCGGAGGAGAAGGCCGUGCAGAAGGCCGAGGAUGAUUCUUCCCUUCCCAAAUGUAUCGGGCCUGGCUGUGAGCAGAACGCCCAACAGGACUCUGUGUACUGUGGCAACGACUGUAUCCUGAGACAUGCUGCUGCGACCAUGAAGUCCAUCACUGAUGUCAAAGAGCCCAAACAGAAGGACAAGGCCAAAGCUCAGAAAACCAGGUCUACACCAAAGAGGGCCGCCGCUGGUGGGAAGAAGACGCAGAAGAAGACUCAGGAGGAGUCGGACAGCGAGGAAGACGACAGUGCUGAUCCAGAUGAUGAGGAUGGUGAAGAUGAGCAUGCUGAGGAGCACCCGCCCCCGCCGGCCACCGCGUCCUGGUCCAGCGACCAUAAUUACAUUGCAGUAACACCAGAAAAGACUACACCCAUAUCACCAACAGUGUUAAACAAAAAGUCCCCCCCUAAAGAAGAGAAGCAGAGCGAGAAGGAACCAACCCCGGCUCCUGAGAUUCCUCCAGCGUCCGCGACACCAGUCAAAGGAAACAAGAAGUCCCCGGCUACUAAAGCAGCCAAGGUUUCCCCGAAGGGCAAGAAGCCGUCCCCUCAGACCACCGGCUCAAAGGCGUCCAAGAAACCCGCGACACCCCCGAGUAAAACCGCGGCAAAGUCCAAGAAACCAGGGCAGUCGGCCGUCCAAACCCCAUCUCGCUACCCUCCAGGUCCGAUCCACGUCACAGGAGCGCUGAGAGUCCAAAAGUCGAACUUUACCAUUCCUAAGAAGCAGCCGCAACAAAAGGAGGCUCCGACCCCUCCCAAGAUCACCCCGCCCCCCAGAGUCAAACCAUCUCCAGUCGUUUCAGCUCCCCCCAUCCACUCCAGACCUCCACAUCCAAUUGCUUCAGCUCCCCCCAUCCACUCCACAUCCUCCAGACCUCCACAUCCAGUUGUUUCAGCUCCCCCGAGCCACUCCACAUCCUCCAGACCUCCACAUCCAGCCGCUUCAGCGCCCCCUGUGGUCCCCUUUCCGCUGCCAGUCAACAACCAGAUGAGAACGAACAUCCGCCGCUCGCUGACGGACAUCAUCUUUAAGAGGGUGAGCGACAGCGAUGAUCUGAGCAUGACUGAGUACGAGGUGGCGAGGCUGUCAGUUGCCAUUGAAAAGGAAAUGUUCAACCUCUGCCUUCACACUGACAGCAAGUACAAGAACAAAUACAGGACUCUCAUGUUCAACCUGAAGGAUCCUAAAAACAAAGGCUUGUUCUACAGGGUGGUGGGUCGGGAGGUUAGUCCCUACAGACUCGUGAGACUAACUGCAGAAGAGUUACUUUCCAAAGAGAUAUCUGAGUGGAAAAAGCCCGAAGUUGCUGAGGCGCCGUCUUCCAGUGCACGAACCCUUUCGGGUCUCUCCAAACUGGGCAACAGGCACGACUCUGGCUCUCUUAGCGUGGAUAUGGAGGAUGCGCCGCCAACAUCGGAUGGAGAUGUAUGUAUCUCUGCCACCACUUCAUCUACUCGCAUGGCUUCUGCUGCAGACCAAGAUGAGUCCAGCUCCACUCCUUCAGCUUCAGCUCAGCCCUCUACUGCGGAGGGGAACAGCGGCAGCAGCAUGCCAGACAUCUUCAGCACCAUGCUCAAAGACACCACGUCUGAACACAGGACUCAUCUAUUUGAUCUCAACUGUAAAAUAUGCACAGGUCAGAAGUCAGAAGAUGAGCCCGCAGCUAAGAAAGCCAAACUGACGGAGAAGCCUCCAUCCUUCCAGUCUAACACGGAGCCGGCUGUCCCAGAAUCACAGCCGCAGCUGGACCUCAACGUGCUGCCGCCUCCGCCCCAGGUCCCCGCAGCCAUCGUCCCCACCUUGUCCUCUGUCAGCAUCACCCGCAGAGACCCACGCAUGGCGAGGCUCAACUCCGCUGUGACCGUCACCUACCCUGCUCCAGAAAAACCCAUCAACAGCUCAGCAGAACCGCUCCCGGCUCCCGUUAGUGCUCCAGUGGACGUUGCACCCAAGGUUCCACUGCCGAUGCCCCCAGCGCCACCGUCUUCAGUAGCUGCAUCCAAAACAGCGAAAACAAGUACGUCCGAGCCUUCUCCUGAGGGUGAGACAGCAAUCUUCCUCCAUGGCCAAGAGAAGAUUUGGAAAGGAAUAAUCAACAUGCAGGCUGUGGCCAAGUUUGUGACCAAGGCUUAUCUGGUGUCAGGAGCCUUUGAAUACCUGAAGGAGGAUUUGCCAGACACCAUUCACAUUGGAGGACGGAUAUCUCCGAGCACAGUGUGGGACUACGUCGGGAAGCUGAGAACUUCGCUCUCCAAGGAGCUGUGUCUGAUCCGCUUCCAGCCAGCCACAGAGGAAGAGGAGGUGGCAUAUGUCUCUCUCUUCUCUUACUUCAGCAGCAGGAAAAAAUUUGGUGUGGUGGCCAACAACAACCGUCGAAUCAAAGACCUCUAUCUCAUUCCACUGGGCUCAAAGGACCCAUUACCCUCCAAACUCUUACCGUUUGAUGGGCCAGGGCUUGAACCAGCUCGUCCCAAUCUCCUCUUGGGGCUGCUGAUCUGCCAGAAGGACAGAAAGCGUUCUGGUGCUCCGUUGGAAUCGGAGGAAAAGCGGUCCAAGACUCAAAUCAAAGAUGUCGAUGACACUGGCCUUCCAAAGCCAUCUGCUUCAGUCAGAGCGGAGAGAAGCGCACGACAGAGUCUUGAAAUUCCCUUUAGCAAAACUUCUCCAGGGUCACCUCCAUCUAUCUCCUCUGAGACGUCAAGCAGCAGCGUAGCCACCCCCUCAGUCCUGUCCCUUUUGUCCUCUGUCAAAGCCCCAUCCACUACCACCGGCAAGGACUCCCCAUCCUCAUCCAGCUCUGUUGCUUCCUCUGCACCAACUGCUACUCCUCUUCAGACCAUCCUCAACUCCCUUUUCGGGAAGAAAAAGCACGACUCCGAAGCUUCCAACUCUCCGUCUGAUCAGGGUGGGGAACUCUCCAUCCCGCCCGCUACGAUGCUCGACCCCAUUGUGCGGCAGUAUGCACAUAGUUCUAAAGAGCAACCGGUGGAGGAGGAAGAAGAUGAAGAUGACCGACCGUAUGAUCCAGAAGAAGAGUAUGACCCCAGUAGGGGCUACAAUGUGCCUAAGAAGCCUGUUGAGUUAGUAAGCAAACCUGAAAUCUCUAAGCAGCCUGAGGUGGUUGAGAAUGAAGGUGAUGAUGUGGCAUAUGACCCAGAGGAUGACUCCAUUUUUGAUGAUGUUAAACCUGUAGUACCAAGUCAAGCUAAGGUUGCAACUGAAGCUAUAGCUGAUCCACAAAAGAUCUUGGAGAGCCUUAAACAGAUUGGGGAUCAGGCACUCCAGAAACAGGAACAACAGCAAAUGUCAUCUACAGGGACACCUGUUGCCUCGUUGCCACUUCCAGACACACUCUUAACUACCAAAUCCCUUUUGGCCAACACGCAGCUACUGCAGCUCGGCAAAAAGGUUGAGGAACUAAUGAAGUCUUCAUCGGUUGCCCCCUUGAUCAACCAGAGGAGAGAUCCCCGACAGACCAGGGAUCCUCGCCAGUCUGUCAGCGACAAGACAUCGACUGAUGAACCUGAGGAGCAAGAGGAGACACCUGCUCCGUUGGUGGAUCCUACUCCUGUCUCACAGCCUGUGGUCGAAGAGCCUCAGCCGUCUAAAGUAACUGAACUCCCAGACUCCUCCCAAGGCCCAGAGACAUCACCGCCUCACGAGGAAGUGAAAAGCGAGACACUACCCUUCAUGGAGUCGGACGAGGAGUCGGUAGCAAUUCCGUUAUUAGGAGAGGAGGUGGAACCUGAUAUGGAGGACAACUACAUGGAUGAGACGGAAGCGAAAACCGAGGAAGCGGAGCCGAUCAAGGAAGAAACCGAGAUGGACAAGUACAGUAUUUGGCCAAAUGCUGCCAGUAUUUUAAAAGCUAGCGAGGACUCAGAUUAUGACGAGAAUAGCCAAGAUGCAGCAAGUUAUUACGAUGAGCCGACAAACACCUCUGCAGUAGCUUUGACAAUCCCAGUACUCACUCAGAGCUCAGCAAUGGUUGACACUCCCCGCUCGCUUGAGUCCCAUCACAUGCCGCGUCACAUGUCGGCGUCGAGCUUCGACAGCGAGUACAGACCUCCAGUUGACAUUCCCCCACCAUCCAACUUCCCCCCGCACCAUCAGAUGCAGGGACAAAGCCUGGUAAUGAGGCCUCCGCACAUGUCCAUGCCACCGCCCAUGCAGGGUCAUCCUCCAAUGUCAGGACCCCCUCCUAUGCAGAGACCCCCUCCACCCAUCCAUGUCCCCCCCCCUGUGCGUGGUCCUCUCCCCAUGCAGGGUGACAGCAGCCAGCAAUAUGGUCCACCUCCGACUGCAUACCCCCCCUAUCAGAACCAGUGGCCAGGCUCCCAGCCACCUCCGCAGCAGCAGCCUCCUCCUGGACCACCUCCUCAGAACAUCAUGCCACUCAGAGGACCACCACCACCAUUCCCUCCAAUGGCCCAGAGAGGCCCCGCUCCUCAAAUGUUUAAUCCCUCCAUUCCCCCACAGCACAUUGGACAGCAAGGCCUCCCUCCAGGCCUCCCCCCACCUCCUACUUUUGAUGGACAGAGCAGUUUAGCUCCACCAAGGUUCACUAGUCCACCACCACCAUUUAAUUUCCCUGCAAACAGAGGUCUUCCUCCACCUUUCACGGGGCCACCUCCCAGUCAGUUUGAAAACAGACUCCCUCCUCCGUCCCACUUCCCCGGGCCCAGGGGUCCCCCGCCCUCUCAGUAUGGUGACCGUGGGGCUCAACCCCCGAUGGUAAACCAACCUCGAGGCCCUGCAGAACAGUAUAACAGAGACAGUUCUAACUCUUUCAAGGUAAAUGUGGACCAGAAUCCAAACCCUCUCCAUAUUUUUAAAGACAAUCAUGGUCCCCCGCCUGGUCCAGCAUACCGGGGACCUCCACCGAACCAGUAUGAAGACAGAAGAGGCCCACCUUCCAGCAGCGAGAUAAGCAGACCGCACUUCAAUCCACAUAGCCAGUACGAAAGCUCAAGGCCACUCUCUUCACCACCACAUCGAGCAUCUUUCGAUGAGCACCGAGGUCCUCCGCCUCAGGAGAAUAGACCCCACCCUUCUCAGCGUUUUGGAGGAUCAGAGCGGUACCGCUUAGAUAGGCUAUCUGAUGAGCCUAGACCUGUUCGCCACAGUGGACCACUACUGCCAACUCCUCCAGAGGCUCCCAUAGGUCCUCCAAGUCGCAUGGGAGCCCACAGUCCAGACAUGCACCGGGACGACCCCUGGCGCCGCCUCUCUCCUGAAAUGAGGAGGAGGAGCAGCACCACCCGAGAGGACUCCGAACUCCGCAUCGCAGAUCGCUUCAGUCGCUUUGAAGGAGGGCACAGAGAACCUGCUCCUGGUUCCUCACAACCCUCUGAAGAGAGACAGAGGGAGCUGUCCGAGGACCGCCGGAGGGAAAGAGAGCGGGAAGGCCCCCUCCCCGGCAGACCGUCAUGGGACAGGGUCCCGGGGAAGCGGUGGAGCAGGGAGCGAGAGUGGGAUAGAGCCAGAGAAAGGGACCGCGAUCCAGAGCGUAGCCGAGAAAGAGACCGCGAUCCAGAGCGUAGCCGAGAAAGAGACCGCGAUCCAGACCGUAGUCGAGAAAGAGACCGCGAUCCUGAUCGUAGCCGAGAAAGAGAUAACGAUCCAAAGCGUAGCCGAGAAAGGGACCGCGAUCCGGAGCGUAGCCGAGAAAAAGAUCGCGAUCAGGAGCGUAGCCGAGAUAAAGAUCGCGAUCCAGCGCGUAGCCGAGAAAUAGACCGCAGCCGAGAAAGAGAGCGUGUGCAGGAGCCUGGCCGAGAAAGAGACCGCGAUCAGGAGCGUAGCCGAGAAAGAGACCGCGAUCCGGAGCGCACCAGAGAAAGAGACCGCGAUCCGGAGCGCACCCGAGAAAGAGAUCGAGAUCCGGAGCGUACCCGAGAAAAAGAUCGAGAUCCGGAGCGUACCCGAGACAAAGAUCGAGAUCCCGAGCGACCCCGAGAAAGAGAUCGAGAUCCGGAGCGACCCCGAGAAAGAGAUCGAGAUCCGGAGCGACCCCAAGAAAGAGAUCGAGAUCCGGAGCGACCCCAAGAAAGAGAUCGAGAUCCCGCGCAACCCCGAGAAAGAGAUCGAGAUCCUGAGCGACCUCGAGAAAGAGAUCGAGAUCCCGAGCGACCCCGGGAAAGAGAUCGAGAUCCUGAGCGACCCCGAGAAAGAGAUCGAGAUCCCGAGCGACCCCGAGAAAGAGAUCGAGAUCCGGAACGUACUCGAGAAAGAGAUCGAGAUCCGGAGCGUCCUCGAGAAAGAGAGCGCAGCAGAGGGAGGGAGGGCGAGAAGCACAGAGAGACGGAGGGAGAGCGACACAAGGAUCAAGACACAGACAAGAGGAGGGACCGGGAGAGAGACAGGGAAAAAGACAGAGCCAGAGAUUCUGACAAGAGGGACCACGACCGCGACAGAGGGAAAAACCGAGAUCGAGAACGCGACCGCGACAAAGACAGGAAACGGGACAAGUCCCGAAGCAGGGAACGAGACCGGGACAGAGACCGUGGGAAAGACCGGGGCAGAGACAGGGACAGGGAGAGAGAUAGAGACAGGGACAAAGACAAAGACAAAGACAGGGAUCGUCGGGACCGGAGCAGAAGCAGAGAAAAGAGAGAGGAGAAGAAGGACAGUAAACACGACGCAGCCAAGGAGAGAGAUAAAACUGCAGAAACUGACAAGAACGUGUCCUAGUCUCUGUUUUAUGGACACUACAUUACGGUUUUCAGAGACACUUCAUUCUUUCACCAGUUAAAAUCCAGUUGUAUCACUGUAAAUGUAGAUGAGCAGUAUUUUGUUAAAUUUCCAGUUGUGUUCAUACUAGAAAAAAAAAGUUUGACAUUGUUUGUAUUCUUUUUGUCACUUAAAGGUUUCUAACUUUGUUUUAUCACAUUUGAAGAACAAGAAAACUGAAGGCCAUCUAAGUUGCUUGUCUACAACAUGUAUAAAGUAGGUUACUGAGUCCUAUUACAUGUACCUUUUCACCUGUCCAAGCAGUUUUUUUUUUAAGAAAUCAAUAAUGUAACUGAGUAACACACCAUUUGCAAUAUGUAAAUAUGAAUGUAUUUCUGUAUAUACUGAUGUUUUUAAUCAUACUUUUCUAAGUAGAGAAAAUAAAAGCCAUAUAUCUGAGAUGGUUAAUGUGAAAGUAAAGGAAACACUGUUGACACACCAGUGUGUGUUUAUAUGUCCAGCAGCAUUGAACUUUAAAGGCUCUAACUAUCUACGGUAUACACCCCAUCAAUGGUUGUCAAUGAAAUGUCCUGAUUUUGUUUCAGCUCAACCAAUUAAACCCAUUUGAUGACAUCUA
Sebastes umbrosus (honeycomb rockfish) is the source of this 9314-nucleotide messenger RNA. RefSeq names its product death inducer-obliterator 1 (gene dido1). The record is from RefSeq and is a predicted model, not a curated record. The coding region runs from base 248 to 8698 and encodes 2816 amino acids. Lineage: Eukaryota; Metazoa; Chordata; Actinopteri; Perciformes; Sebastidae. Gene Ontology annotation, biological process: DNA-templated transcription; apoptotic signaling pathway. Gene Ontology annotation, cellular component: nucleus. The transcript has 18 exons.